This is a messenger RNA of Charadrius vociferus (killdeer), 951 nucleotides long. RefSeq names its product TATA box binding protein like 2 (gene TBPL2). The transcript is spliced from 8 exons. Gene Ontology annotation, molecular function: RNA polymerase II general transcription initiation factor activity; DNA binding. The record is from RefSeq and is a predicted model, not a curated record. The coding region runs from base 1 to 951 and encodes 316 amino acids. Gene Ontology annotation, biological process: DNA-templated transcription initiation. NCBI's taxonomy places the organism in Eukaryota, Metazoa, Chordata, Aves, Charadriiformes, Charadriidae.
AUGCGCAGCGGCUGGUCGCUCUGCAAGGGGGAAGCGGAUGACCUCUCAACUAGUCCUCAGCUGUUUACUCCCAUGAGCCCUUACGAUGCAGACCUUCCGAUUCAAACAGCUGAAGAUGUGUUGUUCGGUUCUCAAUUUAACCAGCCCAAAGAGCUUCCUACAGACUUCUCCUCCGUGGAUCUCAGCUUUCUUCCAGAUAUUAGCCAAGAAAACAAAGAACAAAAUCUAGCUGAAGAUGGUAAUGAAAUGCAAAAAGAGCUUGAUGGCUCAAUUUCAAGAAAUGAGGACAGUGGUAUCAUCAUGGACGAAAGCAGAUUGUCAUAUCCAGAUGCAACUCAACCAUCCCCUGAAGCAUCUGGUGUGUGUCCUCCUCUGACACCAAUGACUCCUAUGACCCCAGUGACACCUGCAUCAGAAAGCUCUGGCAUAGUUCCUCAGUUACAGAAUAUAGUGUCGACUGUAAACUUGGCAUGUAAACUAGAUCUAAAGAACAUAGCUCUGCAUGCCAGAAAUGCAGAGUAUAACCCAAAGAGGUUUGCUGCUGUGAUCAUGAGAAUCAGGGAACCACGAACAACAGCCCUCAUCUUCAGCUCAGGAAAAAUGGUCUGCACAGGAGCAAAAAGUGAAGAGCAAUCACGGCUCGCGGCUAGGAAGUACGCACGUGUGGUGCAGAAGCUUGGGUUCCCUGCUAAGUUCCUGGACUUCAAGAUACAGAAUAUGGUUGGGAGCUGUGACGUGAGGUUCCCCAUAUGUGGAACCACUAAUUUAAACCCGUGCUAUGAACCUGAACUAUUUCCUGGCCUUAUUUAUAGGAUGGUCAAACCAAGGAUAGUGCUGCUUAUUUUUGUGUCUGGAAAAGUUGUACUGACUGGCGCAAAAGAGCGUUCUGAAAUCUAUGAGGCAUUUGAGAACAUCUACCCUAUUCUAAAAGGUUUCAAGAAAGCAUCAUAA